Molecule: messenger RNA, 5030 nt
Organism: Erinaceus europaeus (western European hedgehog)
Lineage: Eukaryota; Metazoa; Chordata; Mammalia; Eulipotyphla; Erinaceidae
Gene: SIDT1
Product: SID1 transmembrane family member 1
Exons: 25
Coding region: 658-3144 (828 amino acids)
Cellular component (GO): membrane
Source: RefSeq, a predicted model, not a curated record
UGUACAUAUUUACAUACGUACACAUAUGGCAUGGGAGAGAAAAACUAAUGACGUGAAAUUCUCAUCGGAAAGUAGGAGGUGACAAGGAAAUACAACAGGUUAUUUUGGAAAGGGUUCUAAUAGCGAAGGAAGAAUUGAGAGUUAAUAGUCAUCAUUCAGAAAGGCAGCAGUAUCUGCAGGCAGCCAACUAGAAAAAACGCACCUCUUUUGGAGACAGGUGCUGUAGCUUUCUAUUUCUUCCUCUCAGCCAGAAGACACAUGCAUUUGAAACGCACUGAAUGUCCUACACAGAUUUACCCUACCAGCGGAUGUGUCUUUUUAAUAUCUCCAAUCAAAAAAAAUUAAUUUGAUUUUAAUUUUCUAUUGAGAUCUAUCUGGCUGGGGAAAUGGGUGAUUCUCUAAAAUGAGAAAGAAGGGAGAAGGAAGAGGACGCAGAAGCCUGAGAGCAAAGCAGCAGACCCUGGCCCCCAAUCCACCAGUCCGCGUGCACCCAGCUGGUGACCUCCCGUGGAGACCCCAGGAGGCCGCUCAAUAUUUAUUUGGUCUGCCCUUUGCUAGCGAUCGUCGGCGUGCAGACCUCGCCCGCGCUGCGUUUUAGCUCGGAGCUCGCUGGCUCGCUCGCCAGCACUCUUCUGCCGGGCGGCCGAGCGCCCCACCAUGCGCGGUUACCCGCGGUUCUCGCUGCUCUGUACGCUGCCCUGGCUCCUGGCAGCCGCGGCGCCCGGGCACGCAAGGCAACCCUACGAGCGGCACCAAGACCCUCGCGACCCUGCCAGGGGUGCAGAUUUCGACCGGGUCUACAGCGGAAUGGUGAACGUCAGCACUGAGAACAUCUACUCCUUCAACUACACCAGCCGGCCCGGCCAGGUGAAUGCCGUGAGGGUGUAUGUGAACAGUUCUUCAGAGAACCUGGAUUACCCAGUUCUUGUCGUGGUUCGCCAGCAGAAAGGGGUGCUGUCCUGGCAGGUUCCACUGCCCUUCCAAGGACUAUACCAGAGGAGUUAUAACUACCAGGAAGUGAGCCGCACCUUAUGUCCCUCCGAAGCAACCAAUGUAACAGGACCUCUGCAGCAACUGAUAUUUGUAGAUGUGGCGUCCAUGGCACCCCUGGGGGUCCAGUACAAACUGCUGGUUACCAAGAUCAAGCAUUUUCAGCUACAGACAAACGUUGCCUUUCGCUUUACUGCCAGCCCUUCUCAACCUCAGUAUUUUCUGUACAAAUUUCCUGAAGAUGUGGACUCCGUUAUCAUUAAAGUGGUAUCUGAGAUGACUUACCCAUGUUCUGUUGUCUCAGUCCAGAAUAUCAUGUGCCCAGUGUAUGAUCUUGACCAUAAUGUGGAAUUUAAUGGUGUUUACCAGUCCAUGACCAAGAAAGCUGCCAUCACACUCCAGAAGAAAGAUUUUCCUGGUGAGCAGUUCUUCGUGGUAUUUGUAAUAAAGCCUGAAGAUUAUGCAUGUGGAGGUUCAUUCUUUGUCCAAGAAAAGGAGAACCAGACCUGGAAUCUACAGAGAACAAAGAACCUUAAAGUUACUAUUGUUCCUUCUAUUAAAGAAUCCAUUUAUGUGAAGUCCAUUCUUCUCAGUUUCCUCAUCUUCUUCUCCUUCUACUUGGGAUGUCUCCUUGUUGCAUUUGUUCAUUAUAUGAGGUUUCAGAGAAAACCCAUCAAUGGAAGCUUUGGUUCUAAUGAUGGCUCUGGAAACAUGGUGGUGUCACAUCCCAUUGCUGCCAGCACCCCUGAAGGGAGCAAUUAUGGGGCAAUAGAUGAAUCAAGCUCUAGUCCUGGCAGGCAGAUGUCCUCUUCAGAUGGUGGGCAGGCAGGCCAGUCUGACACAGACAGCUCUGUGGAGGAAAGUGACUUUGACACCAUGCCAGAUAUUGAAAGUGAUAAAAAUGUCAUCCGGACCAAGAUGUUCCUUUACCUGUCAGAUCUGUCCAGGAAGGACCGAAGAAUUGUCAGCAAAAAAUACAAGAUUUAUUUUUGGAACAUCAUUACCAUUGCUGUGUUUUAUGCACUGCCAGUGAUCCAGUUGGUCAUCACCUACCAGACGGUGGUCAAUGUCACUGGUAACCAGGACAUCUGCUACUACAACUUUCUCUGUGCUCACCCCUUGGGUGUCCUCAGUGCUUUCAAUAACAUUCUCAGUAACCUGGGCCAUGUGCUCCUGGGUUUCCUCUUUCUGCUAAUCGUCCUGCGCCGGGAUAUCCUCCAUCGAAGAGCCCUGGAAGCUAAAGACAUCUUCGCUAUGGAGUACGGAAUUCCCAAACAUUUUGGUCUCUUCUACGCUAUGGGCAUUGCAUUGAUGAUGGAAGGAGUGCUCAGUGCUUGCUACCAUGUCUGCCCUAAUUACUCCAACUUCCAAUUUGACACUUCAUUCAUGUACAUGAUCGCUGGCCUCUGUAUGCUGAAGCUCUAUCAAACCCGCCACCCAGACAUCAACGCCAGCGCCUACUCAGCCUAUGCUUCCUUCGCAGUGGUCAUCACACUCACUGUCCUCGGAGUGGUGUUUGGAAAAAAUGAUAUGUGGUUCUGGGUCAUUUUCUCUGCAAUCCACAUUCUGGCUUCUCUGGCCCUCAGCACCCAGAUCUACUAUAUGGGCCGUUUCAAGAUAGUUGUCUCAUCAGCAGAUUGGGGAAUUUUCCGACGGGCCGCCAUGGUGUUCUACACAGACUGCAUCCAGCAGUGCAGCCGGCCUCUGUAUAUGGACAGAAUGGUAUUGCUCAUCGUGGGGAAUCUGGUCAACUGGUCCUUUGCCCUCUUUGGACUGAUGUAUCGACCCAGGGACUUUGCUUCCUACAUGCUGGGCAUCUUCAUCUGUAACCUGCUCCUCUACCUGGCCUUUUACAUCAUCAUGAAGCUCCGAAGCUCUGAGAAGGUCCUCCCGAUCCCGCUUUUCUGCAUCAUCGCCACCGCUGUGAUGUGGGCCGCUGCCCUGUAUUUUUUCUUCCAAAGUCUCAGCAGUUGGGAGGGAACCCCAGCAGAAUCCCGAGAGAAGAACCAGGAGUGUGUUCUGCUUGAUUUCUUUGAUGACCAUGACAUUUGGCACUUUUUUUCUGCUACUGCCAUGUUCUUCUCAUUCUUGGUUUUGUUAACCUUGGAUGAUGACCUGGAUGUAGCUCGGAGAGAUCAGAUCCCUGUCUUCUGAGCCUCCAAAAUUAAGACAGGAAGAGGGAAUGCUCAACCUUGGUGCUGUUUUAUGAAAAAAAUACAAUUACUUCAUCAGAAUAAGCACUACCAAGUGCUCUGUUCUCCCUCUGUCCAGGCAGUUUCUGUACAUUAUGGCAGAGAGGAGCAUCAAAUCUGCAAGAUACCAGGCAGAAGGGAAUGGCUGUGCAUAGGGGCAAGUUGUGAAGAGUCUAGAAGCACCCCUGUGCUUCUUUAUGAAACUUUGACUCCAACAAAAGCUGAAUCAAAAUCCAGUCACUAUUUUUGGGAUCCUUUCCUGCCCAGCUGAGAUUCGCUAGCGAUGGCAGAAGAAUGCUGCACUUGGCCCUCCAGCUGCUCCAGUGGCCAGUGAAACCAGCAGCUCAUAUUUCUCAGAAACAUUUGGAUGUCCUUCUUAGCACUCACAAAGCAUAAGCUUUGUGCUUGUGCCAAGAUGCAAUGAUGCAAUCCCUCAGCAUCUGGUAGAAGGUGGUCUCAAAAUUCCACCUGGGAGAGAAAACUGUAUGUUUCUCCAGACUUCUGAACCCCACCCCCAUUCAAAUCAUUCCAGACUGAGUUUUUACACACACACACACACACACCACACACACACACACACACACACACCUUCGAUCAAGGCUUGGGUGUUUGUUUGCCCAUUCCUCAGUAUCAUCAUCUUGUCUUUGUCUUUGUGUGUGUACCAUAGAACAGAGACGCUGUCUUCUCGGGAAGACAAGACAAUUACUCCACAUUCUAGUUUCAAUGUGGAAAAGAAAAAGAAAAAAAAAAAACAGGAAAGCUUUUUUAGAAGCAGGGGAAGCAAAGUGACUGACUCUGCAACAGGACCAGUGACAACAGCAGCAAGCAAAAUGGCGUACCUUUAAGUACUGGACCUCAUUUAAGCAUCUCAACUCUGUGCUCCCAUCAUUUCUAGGGAAGAAGAAAUAAGUGUUCUGACUGCUUUAGGAAUCUUCUGUGAUCAAACCCCCCCCCCCCCUUGUCUGUCACACUCUACGGACUAGAAACUCUAGACCUUCUCCCUGAUGUUCUCUAUAAGUAAAGCUUAGGGUAAGCACAUGUAUCCACCCACUCUAGUUGCAAAGAGCACAGCUGACUUAGGGUUGUUUAUUGGUUGCAUCUGGUUCUUAUUCUCUCCCCAGUCAGGUAUUGAAAAGUUUAUCCUCCCUUUUCAUUUUCACAUGGUUUGGUGGCUGUGCCCUGAAAAUCUCACUUUGACCAAGCAACUUUGUUACUGGAAAUAUGAUGUAGUCAGAAUAUAGACAAAUGAGCACACAGAUAUUUUCACCUGUGAAAUUGAAUCUCCUCUCAUCUCUAUUUUCCUCGUCAUUUAUUCGACAAAUGAAUCAGGUUUUUAUUUGCUUUACUUUUGUUUGUUUGUUUGUUUGUUUUUGGUUUUGUUUUUUUGCCGCCAGGGUUAUUGCUGGGGUCUGGUGCCUGCACUAUGAAUCUACUGCUCCUGGAAGCAGUUUUUUCCCCUUUUAUUGGAAUGGACAAAGAGUAAUUGAGAAAGGAGGGGGAGAUAGAGAGGAGAAAAGAAAGAUAGACACCUGCAGACCUGCUUCACCACCUGUGAAGCAACCACCCUGCAGGUGGGGAGCCAGGGCCUCGAACCAGGAUCCUUACAAUGGUCCUUGCGCUUCGCACUAUGUGUGCUUAACCAGGUGUGCUAUUGCCUGGACCCUAUUUGGUUUACUUUUAAUAUUAUUCUUUCUCUAAAAUAUUUGCGAAAGCAUGAGAUCCUUAUUUGGAUUGUUGUCAUACCUUGUACCAAAGUGACGCUCUAGUCCUCUCUGUGUUGCUCAUUAAUAAAUUAGUACCUACAAUUAUAGAAAAAUAUUUGAAUAAAGUUCAAAAAUAUGCUUCAAA